Phragmites australis (common reed) is the source of this 2519-nucleotide messenger RNA. RefSeq names its product BRCA1-associated RING domain protein 1-like. The record is from RefSeq and is a predicted model, not a curated record. Gene Ontology annotation, biological process: double-strand break repair via homologous recombination; negative regulation of fatty acid biosynthetic process; positive regulation of transcription by RNA polymerase II. Lineage: Eukaryota; Viridiplantae; Streptophyta; Magnoliopsida; Poales; Poaceae. The transcript has 14 exons. Bases 433 to 2316 code for a protein of 627 amino acids. Gene Ontology annotation, cellular component: BRCA1-A complex; plasma membrane; BRCA1-BARD1 complex. Gene Ontology annotation, molecular function: metal ion binding; ubiquitin-protein transferase activity.
CUCCUCCUCCGUUCCCCAAUUCGCUAGGUCUAGCAAGCAAGCGAGCGGCCGAGCCGGCGGAUGCGAGACGACGCCGUUCCGCGCGCGCGAAACUGCCAGUGUUCCCAUCCAAAAGCUCGUCCCCGCCGCCCGAAAAUCUCCCGCCUCCCGCAGAUGGCGCCGGUUCAGACCGCGUCCACGCGCUCCAAACAUUUCCACCGGCCCCUACCCGCCACUUCCCUCCAGUUCCGAAACCCCGGCACCCCGCCUGGCCGCUUCUCCCCGCGCCCCUUGCGUAUUUUACCGACUCCAGAGCCAGCGCCCAGCCCAAGCUUCUCAGUCUCUCGGCACCUAUCUCCCUCUCCGGCUCUCUGCCUCUCACGGAAUUUCGGAGGGUGAUAUCGGAGGGAGAGGAGUGGAGUAGAAACGGGCGUGCUCGUCUCGUGAGCGGAGAUGGAGAGCCUGAGGAGGUUCCUGAACCCGCUGGUGCUCAACCUCCAGAAGAUGGAGCUGGAGCUCACCUGCCCCGUCUGCCUGAAGUUGCUCAGCGCGCCUACAAUGCUACCUUGCUACCACACAUCGUGCAGCAAGUGUGCCACUACACCGACUACGAAUGGUUACAGCUGUGCCAUCUGCAAAUCAGCCUAUCGUUCUCAAGAUUUAAGGCCGGCCUCUCACCUUGAGGCAAUAGUAAGCAUUCACAGGAGGCUCAGCUCUACAGUCAGCACCAUGGUUCAACAGCAGGAUACUCAAGUUCACAUUCCUGUUACAAAGACAGCAUCUCAAGGAACACCAGAAUCAGGAAACAGAAGUGGGGUAGACAAAUCUGACCAGAUGAAAUCUUUCAACCCCUUUGCUUCAAAGCUAGUAUAUAACCAAUCGACUGGACCUGCAUUUGGGAAUAUGGAUGGUGUUCAAGCAAGAGAUCCUGCUUUUGAGAACAAAGCUGCUGAUGCAGCUGUUGCGCCAGCAGUUUUUGUACAAGGAGGAUCCUCUGGGUCACAAUCUUCUGACGGACCUGGGGAUUUGGAUUGUGACAGCAAUGACCUUGAAGGAGAACUGAUAGCAAGCAGAUCACCUCUUCAAGCUGCAUUAAAAAGGGAGCCAAAUGGAAUGGGUGGCCAUACCAGAGAGUUGAAGAGGCAAAAAUCCAUUGAUCAAGGAGAAAGACAACCAACCAUGUCUGGUGCUUGGAAAUGUGAAUUUUGUCACUCUUUCAAAAUCACUGAGUUUACUGGCCCUUUGUCGCAUUAUUUGCAAGGGGAGCCAUUAGAGGCUGACCAAGCUUGGAAAUCAAAUGUUCUGCAUGUCCAUGAGAAAUGCAUUGAAUGGGCUCCCCAAGCAUUCUUUACCGGUGAUAUUGCAAACAACUUGGAGCCUGAGUUGGCCCGUGCUUCUAAGAUCAAAUGUAGUAUUUGUGGAUUGAAAGGCGCAGCCCUUGGCUGCCUUGUGAAGAGCUGCCGCAAGAGUUAUCAUGUCCCAUGCGCCCACAAGAUCUCAGGCUGCCGAUGGGAUGAAGAAAACUUUGUUAUGCUGUGUCCUUCUCAUUCAUCAAAAAAGUUGCCUUGUGAGAGAUUGAAAUCGAAAAUGAAGACCAAGCUGCAGCAACCGUCUUCUGAUAUGAUACAUGAUAAUCUAAAUUCACCUUCUCCAAUGCAAAGGGAUAAAAUUUGGACCGACUCACCUUUUCUGACUAGUGAAUGGGUGAUAUGUGGAUCGGCCCUCAAUGGUCAUGAAAAGGAAAUCUUGGAUCAGUUUGAGCAUCAAACUGGCAUCACAGUAACUAACAACUGGAGGUCAGAUGUGACACAUGUGAUUGCUAAUACGGAUGAACGUGGGGCAUGUGCUAGGACACUCAAGGUUCUCAUGGCCAUAUUAGCUGGGAAAUGGGUUCUUAGUGUAAAUUGGCUGAAAGCUUGUAUUGAGGCUAGAGAACCAGUCCCAGAAGAGCCCUAUGAGAUCAGUUCUGAUGUUCAUGGCUCCUUUGAUGGCCCUCGCACAGGAAGGCUUCUAACAAUGCAACAGGCACCAAGUCUGUUUGCUGGGUUGACCUUCUAUUUCAGUGGCCAUUUCAUGCCGGCAUACAAGGUUCACCUUGAAGAUUUGAUUGCUGCAGCAGGGGGGUCAAUUUUGGAGAAGACUGGGCUCUCUAGCACGUCCUUAAUUGUUUACAGCAUGGAGCCACCACAAGGAAGCGAUCCAGACACGCUUAAUGAGGCUAUCAAGAAGAGAAUAGCUGAGGCUGAGGAAUUGGCAGCCACCAUUGGCUGCAAAGCUAUUCCUCAUACAUGGCUUCUGGAUUCUAUUGCAUCCUGCACAGUUCAAUUGACUGUGUGACACUGUACCUAGGUUAGAAAUUAGGAUCUACUUUCUAUUUUUUUUCUUUUUUAAAAAGAGCAAAGGAAGUGAUUGACGUGUUGUCUUGUUGAUCCAAAAAUAUCUUCAGAUGCUGUAACAUGAGCGCACAAUUCAAUUCGAAUAAGCUUUUGUAUCUCAUUCAAUGUUACUGUCAGUGUUGUCAUAUUCACAUGUUUCACCUA